Notechis scutatus (mainland tiger snake) is the source of this 1813-nucleotide messenger RNA. Lineage: Eukaryota; Metazoa; Chordata; Lepidosauria; Squamata; Elapidae. The record is from RefSeq and is a predicted model, not a curated record.
CAUCGCAGGGAGCGAAAAGGGAAGCAGCGGACAACAUUCAAAGCAAAGGGCUCUCCGCUGCUGGAGCAUCUCCACACGUCCCGUCCCGUCAGCCAGCCUGCCUGCCCGCCCGGCGGAGAAGUUGUCUGACUUGGGCGCUCGGAGUGGCGCCGGGGAUGAAUGGCGUGCGGGUAGCCAUGCUGGGCAGCGAAGGGACGGGCAAAUCCGCCCUUACGGUGCGCUUUCUGACGAAGCGUUUCAUAGGAGAAUAUGCCUCCGAUUCUGAAUGCAUUUAUACAAAACAUUUGUGUCUGGAUGGAAAGCAAAUUAACUUGGAAAUAUAUGAUCCUUGUUCCCAACCUCGGCCAGGGAAUUUGUUACUUGCACAUGAACUCCAAUGGGCAGAUGGAUUUGUUGUGGUCUAUGACAUCAGUGAUAGAACUUCAUUUGUGUUCGCAAAAGCGUUGCUGUACAGGAUCCGUGAGUGUCAUGGAGGAGCUUGCAAAAGUCCCAAGGGGAAGGAGAAAAGACGGCCCAGUGGCUCAAAAUCCAUGGCCAAACUGAUCAAUAACAUGUUCGGGAAGAGGAGGAAAUCUGUUUAGUGACAGGCCCACAGGAAACGGGCAGGGAGCCAAGACACCGUCUCGCACACAUAUGCGCACACAUGCCCAAAGGAUCUAGUUCACGUGAAGAUCUUAGCAUGUCACCCAAGGAAGCCACAGAAAUAUUUGGUGUAUUCCCACCCAGCAUGGCAAAAAUCAUCGCUUAAAUCUAGCCUUUUGAUAACGCUUCUGGGAAUUUAGUUUUUCGUGGAAGCAGAUUGAUUUUUGAGCAUACUAAUAUAUGGUUGUUAAGGAGUGAACUGUGAGUUAAUCAUUAAUAAUCUUAAGUGGAUCCAGGCAGGCAAUAUGAAUAAGGCUUGGAAAACAAUGUGGUGUGGUGCCUAGAUCAAUGUUUCCCAUGCUUAGCCAUUUGUAAGAUGUGUGUAUUGCAAUGCUGGCUGGGCUAUUCUGGGAGUUGAAGUCCAAAUAUCUUUAAAAUGGUUAAGCAUGGGAAACAUUAUGGUAUUGAUUUCAGCUAUAACAAAAUUCUUUGGGUCUGUGUGAGAGAGAGGCAGUCCACAAUUUACAUUGGGAAAUGAUUACCCAAAACAUCACCAAGGUCUUUGAUGAAGCAGGAGGGAAGGAAAGUCUUGAACUUUUAGCAUCUUUUCCAGAAGUGACAUUAAACUCAUAUCAAUUUAACUUGUGCUUUCCUAGCUACAGUUCCUUUCCUUAGCUUGGAACAGACUUAGGAGAAGAUUAAAAUCUGACUGAAAUCUUAUCAGCUAAUUCCUUUUUCCAGCUUUUGGCUGCAAUCAACUAUGUGUCAGUGUUCCCUUCUAAUAUAUUUUAGCGCCCUUUUAACUACUUAAGUGCAGAAUCAGGGGCUUCUUGUUAAGUCUGCCCUUACAUUAAAUAUUGCAAAACCAGUGAGAAGCUGAUGGCUUUUUUUUUAAGGUAAACUGGAGGGUGGGUGGGUGAACAGGAUGUAGCAUAUUGCUACAUAAGUUUGUGGAAAAUUUGAUCUCCACCUCUUGUUGUUUUUUCCUGCUUGUGGGUAACACGAAGAGUAGGAUGCAAAAUGCAUUUGGAAAUGGGAACGCUUUUUCCACUCUCCCAAAUAUGCAACUCUCAACAGCUGCCCAGAAGAAUCCCUUGAUAGUGAGAUGGGCAGCUUAUUAAUUUAAUCAAUAAAUAAUAAAAAUAAAAACUCUGCUCUCUGUGAUGACAGCAUUCCAAAUUAUGUCGCUUGAGAAAGUGGGGGUGCAGCUUCAGCACAAACCGGCCAAGUA